Messenger RNA from Pipistrellus kuhlii (Kuhl's pipistrelle), 4371 nucleotides. RefSeq names its product neuronal pentraxin receptor (gene NPTXR). The annotation marks the transcript as partial. Lineage: Eukaryota; Metazoa; Chordata; Mammalia; Chiroptera; Vespertilionidae. The record is from RefSeq and is a predicted model, not a curated record. The transcript is spliced from 5 exons.
UCCGCGCAGCGCCGGGCUCAGAGCAGCGGCAGCAGCGGCCGCGGCCACAUCUCCGGCGCCUCCGCUCCCGCUCCGGCUCCGGCUCCCGCUCCGCCCCGGCCCCCUCGGCCCCGCGCCCCGGGCCCCGCGCCCCGACCCCGCCGCCGCGCCUGCCGGGCCCCGGCCCCCCGCCGCCUCACGCUGAAGUUCCUGGCCGUGCUGCUGGCCGCGGGCAUGCUGGCCUUCCUCGCUGCCGUCAUCUGCAUCAUCGCCAGCGUGCCCCUGGCGGCCAGCCGCGCGCGGGCGCUGCCCGCCGCCGACAACGCCUCGGCCGCGCCCCCGGGCCCGCAGCGCGGCCUGAGCGCCCUGCACGGCGCGGGCGGCUCGGCGGGGCCCCCCGAGCGGCCCGGGGCGCCGGCGGCCAGCGCGCCCCCGCUGCCGCCGCUGCCGCUGUUCGGCCGCUUCCUGUGCACCCCGCUGGCCGCCGCCUGCCCGUCGGGGGCCGCGCAGGGCGACGCGGCGCCGGCGCCGGGCGAGCGCGAGGAGCUGCUGCUGCUGCAGAGCGCGGCCGAGCAGCUGCGCCGGACGGCGCUGGAGCAGGAGGAGCGCAUCCGCGCCGACCGCGACCUCAUCCGCGAGCUCACGGGCAAGCUGGGCCGCUGCGAGGGCGGCCUGCAGGGCGCCGGGCCGCGCCGCGACACCAUGGCCGACGGCCCCGCCGACCCGCCCGGGCUCUUCCUGGAGCUGGAGGACGCGGUGCGCGCGCUCCGCGACCGCAUCGACCGCAUCGAGCAGGAGCUCCCAGCCCGCGUGAACUUCUCAGCCGCGCCUGCCCCUGCGCCCGCGGUGCCCACCGCCCUGCACUCCAAGAUGGACAAGCUGGAGGGGCAGCUGCUGGCCAAGGUGCUGGCGCUGGAGAAGGAGCGCGCGGCCCUCAGCCACAGCAGCCACCAGCAGCGGCAGGAGGUGGAGAAGGAGCUGGACGCCCUGCAAGGCCGCAUAGCCGGCCUGGAGCACGGGUCCUCAGCCUACAGCCCUCCCGACGCCUUCAAGAUCAGCAUCCCCAUCCGCAACAACUACAUGUACGCCCGCGUGCGGAAGGCGCUGCCCGAGCUCUACGCCUUCACCGUCUGCGUGUGGCUGCGGUCCCGGCCGGGCAGCGCCGGCCAGGGCACCCCCUUCUCCUACUCCGUGCCGGGGCAGGCCAACGAGAUCGUGCUGCUGGAGGCCGGCCCCGAGCCCAUGGAGCUGCUCAUCAACGACAAGGUGGCCCAGCUGCCCCUGAGCCUGAAGGACAACAGCUGGCACCACAUCUGCAUCGCCUGGACCACGAGAGACGGCCUGUGGUCUGCCUACCAGGACGGGGAGCUGCGGGGCUCCGGUGAGAACCUGGCUGCCUGGCACCCCAUCAAGCCGCACGGGAUCCUCAUUCUGGGCCAAGAACAGGAUGCUCUGGGAGGUCGAUUCGAUGCCACCCAGGCCUUCGUGGGUGACAUUGCCCAGUUUAACCUGUGGGACCACGCCCUGACAUCGGCCCAGGUCCUGGGCAUCGCCAACUGCACCGGGCCACUGCCGGGCAACGUCCUCCCCUGGGAAGACAGGCUGGUGGAGGCCUUCGGGGGGGCCACCAAGACGGCCUUCGACGUCUGCAAGGGGAGGGCCAGGGCAUGAGGGGCCACUGUGUCCUGGGCCCCCCCUGCCUGCCAUGUGGAGACCUUACAGGAGGGGGCACACUCCCCCCUCAGCCUCCCACACACUGGCCUCCCCUCCUGCUCACGCCUGGCCAUGCCUUUCAUUUCCCGCCCCUACACCCACACCUCCAGGAUGCCUGCCUGAUGGCUGUCCCUGAUCCCACCUGGGGUGAGUCCAGGGCCUGCAGGGGGGUAGCAGUGCCCACAGCCCACCACACCCUCCUCCACUGACCACAUCUGAAUCCACUGAUGUCAGCAGCAUUCUGUGGGGAUGUGGGGGCGGGCACUCUCCACCGAUGGCCCCAGGCAACAGACCUGACCCUUCCCCUCAGGGCUGCAGAGCAGUCCCUGCUGAGAAGGGCGGGCACAGACCUAGGAGACUCGGACUCCCCCUCCACCCCUCUCCACCAGCUGCAGGCAAGGGCAGCGGGAUCUCGAUGGACCCUCUACCCCACACCCCACCCCUCCUUCUCCUCUUUCCUCAUUCCUUUGUGUGCAGUGGAUUGAAUGCUGAUUCCAUGCCUUGUCCCAACCCACCUCUAGGACAUUUCCCUCUCAGCUCUGGCCUGGAGGGUCAGGGACCAAGACCCCAGGGGGCCACGAGGCCCUAGUCACCCCCAUGCCCACCCACAGCUGUGUCCACUGCUUGCAUGGGCACUCCUCCCACUCUGGCUGGGACGGGCCCAGGCCACCUCGGCCUGAGCUAGGAGUGGCAUGAGGCAGAGGCCCCUGGCAGAGCCCCAUUACCGCCCUCUCUGAGGAGGGAAGAAGCCCAUGAGCAGCGGAAGCAUGCAGGGCUGUGCAGAGCACCGCAUGAGGCGGAGCCGCCCCUGGUUCCAGCCAGCUCUGCUGUGUGGCCUUCUCUAAGUCCCCGCCCUCUCUGGGCCAGCCUGCCUCAUUUAUGAGCAUUUGAGAUGGUCUGUAGCUUCUGGAGAACUUUCCUGGCAGGGGCAGGUCCUGGGACGGGCAGCACCUGGGAUCUGGCUGGGCACGGGUCAGGGCCAGCAGCUGGCUCAGAGAGUCAGAGGCGAGGGCAAGGGGCCAGGCAGCCCCCCUCCUGUGCAAACUGUAAACACCAGCUCUUCGGGGCGCCCCCAGCCUGGCACUCUGCCUGUCUGCAUGUGUCUCCUUGGGCUGGUGGCUUCCUGGUCCCCACCCUGGAGUCCUUACCAGCUCCCCCGCGGGCGUGGGAGAAUGUCGGAGCUGAGAAAGCCACCCAGUCGGGUCCCUUAUGGUGCAGAUAGGGGAGCACUCAGAGAGGGCAGGUGACUUGUACGGGAUCGCCCAGCACAGGGGGGCGGGGCUAGGACGAGAGCCCACACCUCCUGCCUGCCACGAGGGCCUCUGAGUCCAGCCUGCACCAGAGGUGCACACCCAGCAGGUCGGAAUGCUUUCCCACAUGACGACCUGGACAUCUUCCUCUGGGAACCUCCCCUUGGCAGCCCCUGCCUCCCAGGAGGCCUGACACCCCCACCCCCGGCAUUGUGGCAGCAACAGGAGCUGAGGACACGGGUGUCCUUCCCUGCCAGUCCCCUACCAGGUCCGGGCAGCUGCACGCUACCUGGCUCGUGUGGGCACUGGUGCCUCUUGCCCCACUUUUUGUCCUUGUCUCGCCCCCCACUGCCACGGAGCCUGAGGCCUGACUAAGAGCCGUGGGCUGCGGGGGUUCUCUGAGACCAUGGCCUCCAGUCCCCGGGUCCUCGUCCCCCUUUGAAGAGCAGGAGCAGACCUUUCCUCGGCCGGCCCCGCUCCCCCUGGAGGGACCCAGGAGAAGGAGCGGCAAUGGCGUGCUUCAGCCGGAACCUGCUGGGAUCUAGGUUGCCCUGGUAACAGCCAAUGACAUCAGCCCAAGUACUGGGUCAAGUAUCUCCCAGUGACAUGCGCUGUUGCUGGGGUGAUGGCGGGAUUGGGAGCGUGGACGUCAGGGGCCCUGGACGCUUAGAUCCGUUGGGCUUCUGUUUUUGUUUUUAAGGAAGCCGCUUCUGUGGAGGCCCCGGGGGAGAGAGAGGGUCUUAGGAUGGAGGGGACAGAACCUGGUCCCUCGAGCCCACCCAGAGGACAUCCAGGUCCGUACGCUUUGCCAUGGUGACGAGACACCUGCUGCCCCCUGGACAGCCAUCCAGGGGUAGCAGGACACGGGGGGGCAGGCUCUGCGUCUGGGCCGUUGGUGGGUGGCCUGGACCUCACUCAUCAGUGCCGGCCCCAAGCCCCCACCCCUCAUACUUGGUGAGUCCUAUCCUCACAGCUAGGACUCUCCUCGUACACGAGCACAGAGAGACGAAGUAACUGCCCAGGGUCCAUCAGCCAGCGGAUGACGGAGCCGAGUUCACACCAGGCAGGUGUCCUCGGAGGCCCCCCUCCGCCCCAGGGGACAGUCACCCACACUGCGGGUGGGGUUUGGGCACCAGUGCUCCCAGUGGGUUUCCGCCUGAAGGGCCGUGUCUGGCCCUCUCCUCUCCCUCCCUCCCUCCCACCCCACAGUGUGAGGUGGAGGGACGGAGGCAGGCCCUGGCCACCCCCAGGCCCAGGUCCCCCUGGUGAGGCUGUGCCCCCUCCUCCGCUGGCUGGAGACUCCAGGAGGCCUGGAAGGCACACUGCCCCCCAGAGUCCCAGGCAGGGGCGGGGCGGGGCGGGAACAGCCCCCCUCCCGCUUCGGGCCCAGCCCCGCUCCAGGUGCUCUCAGCUCUCACCUGCCAGACUC